CAGAAAUUGAAUUCUCCAACUUUAAAAAAUAACAGAGUAUUAGAUGAAUUGGUGCAAAACUUCAUAAAAGUCAGGUAUAUUUUGUUUUUUCUGUUAUUUAUAAUAAAAAUUAAAGCAGGUUUCAGGUGGAAAUUUACUUUGAUUUGCUUAAUGUAAUAAUAUUCCUAUAAUUAUGAUCUGUUCCAGGACAAAACUGUUAGAAUUAGUGACGGGUAGCGGUAUAGAAAAAUCUCCAUCAGUGACUGCCGGCACAGUUGCCAAAGAAGGAGAAGAAGUGAAUAAGAAAAGCAAACUAACGAGCACAAAAAGAAGAAAGGUAAAUUUAUCAGAAUAACAAGAAUAAGAGUUUGAAAUCGAGUCUUCCACAUUUUAUUCAACUUUUGACAUGGACCAGUUAGACAAACAUGAAGCUCCGCACAGCUGCAAAAAUUUAUAGACAUUUGUAUGGUGGGGGACAAGUUUAUGCUCCCCACCAUACAAAUAUCUGUAAAGUCUCUUCAUUAGUUUUCAACAAAUCACUAAUUUGAAGGCGCUCUUUCCUGUGGUGUUGAUUUUCCCUAACUUGUCCAUGUCAAAAGUUGAAAAAAAAAGACCGUUGAAAGGUCUUUUUAAGACUGAAAAAAGGAUGGACUGAAAGGAAAUAGAACAAACUUUCUUGGAGCUGGGAGAAAACAGGAUGGGAACAGAAAGAGAGGUAGAACAUACAGGGUGCAAAGAAAGUCAGUUUUACAGCCUGCCAUUCAGGCCAGUUGUAGCUAGAGUGUACUAGCUCGCAAGUCAUUUUAACUAGCCCCAAAACCCUCUUUCACUAGCAGGAUUGAUUACAAUACUUAAUUUGAAUUUCCCCAAAGAACAGCACUUGCCCAUCAGGCAAGUUAAGAAUGAAAAUCACUAGCUCAAUAGCAAAAUCCACUAGCCCCGGGCUAUCGGACACGACUUUCUUUGCAUGCUGACAUAGGAGGAAGGGGAUGGGAAAAGAUGGACUUUGGAAAGUGGAAGAAAAAGAAGUAGAAACUGGGAAAAAGGGGAUGAAAAUUGAAAAAAAAAACAGUAGAAAAACUGGGAGAAAACAGAAGGGAAUUUGGUAGAAAGUGGUAAAAACUUAUGGAAAGGGAUGAGUAAUGUGUGAAUAGAUGAGUGUGGGAGAAAAAAAGGAAUGGAACUGGGAUAAGAAAAGGAGUUUUAAAGGGGGCUCCAAAGCAAGAUUUCUAAUUGUGUACUACAAGAGAAGUGGUUGAUUUGUCAAUGAAUGGAAAUUUAAAUGUUUUUUAUUAUACAUGGCAGGAUCAUGGUAGAUCUCAAAGGAGCUCCAAGUCUUCAAGUCCGGAUACAAAGAGACAAAAACUUGAUGAGGGGAAAGAGAGUAUCUCAAACUCAGAGGAAACUACUGAAAGCAAUCUGAGGACAACAGCAGAGUCUUGCAGUAAAACAAAUACAGAAGUGAUUGUCAUCAAUUCAGAGGAGAGUCGCCAUGAACAAGCUGCCUCUGAGAUGCAGCCAAUGACUGUGGACGAAGAUAUGUUGGAGAAACAGACACCACAGCAACAGGCAGAUUCUGAUGUUGGUAAGUGGUCAACUAUCUGUGUUCUUCAAUGAAGUUUUUCCAGUGAAGAAGUUUGUAGGAAAAAGCCCCAAAUGGCAUGUGCUAAACUGCUAAUUUUUCCUCCUGAAUUGCCUAAUAUUUUCUUGUGAAACUAAAGGAGAAUAUCCUCAAUAUCCACAUACAAAUUCUCCAGACUAACCUGCUUGACAAAAGAUGAAAACAACCCCCUAAUUAACAAACAUUUUGGCAAUUCUCAUAACUUUUUCUCUUGUUAUGUAUUGAUAAUUAUUGUUAGGAGUAAGUUGAUGUUGUUCAUAUACAUGUGCUAGCCCUCUUGGGCCAAGUGUUAAACAUAACAUCAAGAGUCACUUAGAUCUUUAUUCCACAUAUCGCUCCUUUUAUAACUGAGGGGGUGUUUACCUGGGAAAACUCGCACCGGCGUGAGUUUCAUACCGCGAUGAAAUUUUUAUUUAGUAUCGUGUUUACACGAUGACUGGGUCAUUUCAUAUCUCGUUAUUUUAAGGUACACUUUAUGUUGAUAAAUACAUAUGUGAUUCAAAAUUGCAAACAUUACGCAUGCACUACCAGUUCCAGUCUACCAGCAGACCGAUUUCACACCAAAAUGAGUGGUCGUUUCAAGUUUACAUGAUACUGUUGCAAGAUUUCGUACCAGAGUGAAAUUCUCACUCCGGUACAACAACCGGGAUGAACUCAUGCCGGAGUGACUCGUGCCGGCGUUAAUGAAAGCAACAAUAAUAUUUAUAUCUAUAACAUUAGGUAAAGAAAGAAUACAGUCAUAUACUUUGUUGGUUGAACAUAUUUUUAGCUGAAUGCCCAGUUUGUGGUGACAUGGUUCCUCACAAAAGAAUCAACGCACAUCUUGAUACCUGCCUUACCAGAACAGAAAAGAAAAGUUCGCUACGAAGGUUUGUACAAUAAUUUACUUUGUAAGAUUCCUCUUUUAGGAGAGAUUAACGCUCGCACAGUUUGCAUAAAAAGUGGUGUUCAAUAUCCUGGGGCUUUUUUUUCGUGAUUGGAGAAGUCAAUUCUAUUCUUAACUUGCCUGACAAGCAAAGUGGAAUUUUUGGGGAAUUCAAAUUAAAAAACUAACUUAACUUUGUCAGCUAACUUGUGUAGGGUGAAGAGAUCUUUCAAACCAUACUAGAAUAAGCAUAAUUUGGUUAAGAAGGCUGGAGAAAACAGUGGCAAGAAACCAUGUAACACUGAGACCCAAAAAUUCCUAUAAAAAUUUGGUUCCACUAACCACUUCCCUUUCCUUCCAUUUAAUCCUAAGAAUUUAAAAGCUUUCCCCAAAACUUUUCCCACUAAAAUGAAGCCUACUUAAUGCCCAGCAAAAGAAAAAAUAAUGAGGCAAGAAAACUGAAAGAGGAGGGGAGGAGAGAAAGCGAAAGGAAAAAGUCAAGCCCAUACUUCGCAAGCUAAUAUUUUGCAUCUGGACCUGAAGUCUGCAUAGUGCACGGCCUUUGAACAAUUUUGUGGCAAGUUUUAGCUCUUUAUAGCCAGAUAGUGACCAGAAAAUGACUCAACUAGCUUCAAAACAUCCAGAUGCUCACUGCACUCUCAGGAGCAAAUGGGUUAAUAAUUUAAUUAUUAAUUCUGCUUGCAUUGUGAGUCUUGUCAAAAAGCCACUGGAUCUCUGUGAUUUGUAAAAAUGUUUCUAACCGUCCAAUUUAAAUUAAUAAUGAAAUGCAGAAAGACAUCCAAGGAACGCAAGACUAUAUGUAGUACAUCAGCUAAAAGGAAACAUGCACCACGUGCAGAAUCUAAGGAAUUUGAAGCCGUUUCAAGUGAUGAUGCAUCAUCAAGCUCAUUGGAUCAACAACCUUGUUCAUCAAAGUCCAGGGGUUCAUCCAGUUUGGCAGUAAAAGGCUCAAAUGCACUUAUGUAAGUGUAGUCCCAAGUUUGCUUUCAUUAAUUACAGACAGGAUUUUGUCUAUAGACUAAAAGUUAGCGCUACCUUGAAAAGCAAAAUAAACAGGAAAACACUGCUCAGUAGCUGUAGCUAUAUAUAGCUUUCAUUCAAAAUAAUGGUCACUCUUUAGAAUAAUUUAUUUGUCCACUGACUCAUUCAUCGAGUUUGGCUGUAAAAGGCUCCAAUGCACUUAGGUCAGUUUACUUCAAAAUUUUACUUGUAUUACAGACAGAAUUUUGUUUAUAGACUCAAAGUUAGAGCUACCUUGCACAGUAAAAUAAACAACACCCUAGGAAAAUACUGCUCCGUAGCUUUCAUUUUAAUGAUCACAUUUUAGGAUUUCAUCCAUAGACUCAAAAGUAAUGUACAACAUAAUAUUGAAACAGUACCACAGGAAAGUAUACUACUUGGUAGUUUUCGUUUGAAUGGUCACACCUUAGAAUUUUGUCCACAAACUCAAAAGUUAGAAACACCUUGUAAAGCAUAAUAAAUUCUACCAUAGGAAAGUACUGCUCAGUAGCUUUCAUUUGAAUGGUCGCACUUCAAGAUUUCAUCCACAGACUCAAACGGUAAAGCUACCCUGCACAGCAUAAUAAACGUUAUGUCACGGUAACAAUAACCCUUUUGGAGUUCACAUCAAAAUUAAGAACCACCCAGCACAGUUUUUUGAACUUGGAAGGUACUAAGGAUGGGCAUUGACUUUUUUAACUUGCAUAUAUAGCCAGACAGUGCAAAAGAGGAAACCUCUUCCAAAGCUGGUGUACAGUGUAAUGCCAGAGAAGGAACUACGACAGAGAUUGAAAGAGUGGAAUUUAUCAACAAAAGGAGAUAAAGCAGUCAGUAUAAACUUUUUUCCACAUUAUUACAGUGUAGACAGUUUUCCUUUAUAAGAUAAAGGCGCUCAAGAGCUAGAGACCCACACGGCUGCAGCGUAUACCAGUUUCUGUAGCAUGAAGCAAGCCUGGGAGUAUUGCUACUCCCCCUGGACGUGAUGCUAUUCCAUCGCAGGGUUACCCCCNCUUGUAUUACAGACAGAAUUUUGUUUAUAGACUCAAAGUUAGAGCUACCUUGCACAGUAAAAUAAACAACACCCUAGGAAAAUACUGCUCCGUAGCUUUCAUUUUAAUGAUCACAUUUUAGGAUUUCAUCCAUAGACUCAAAAGUAAUGUACAACAUAAUAUUGAAACAGUACCACAGGAAAGUAUACUACUUGGUAGUUUUCGUUUGAAUGGUCACACCUUAGAAUUUUGUCCACAAACUCAAAAGUUAGAAACACCUUGUAAAGCAUAAUAAAUUCUACCAUAGGAAAGUACUGCUCAGUAGCUUUCAUUUGAAUGGUCGCACUUCAAGAUUUCAUCCACAGACUCAAACGGUAAAGCUACCCUGCACAGCAUAAUAAACGUUAUGUCACGGUAACAAUAACCCUUUUGGAGUUCACAUCAAAAUUAAGAACCACCCAGCACAGUUUUUUGAACUUGGAAGGUACUAAGGAUGGGCAUUGACUUUUUUAACUUGCAUAUAUAGCCAGACAGUGCAAAAGAGGAAACCUCUUCCAAAGCUGGUGUACAGUGUAAUGCCAGAGAAGGAACUACGACAGAGAUUGAAAGAGUGGAAUUUAUCAACAAAAGGAGAUAAAGCAGUCAGUAUAAACUUUUUUCCACAUUAUUACAGUGUAGACAGUUUUCCUUUAUAAGAUAAAGGCGCUCAAGAGCUAGAGACCCACACGGCUGCAGCGUAUACCAGUUUCUGUAGCAUGAAGCAAGCCUGGGAGUAUUGCUACUCCCCCUGGACGUGAUGCUAUUCCAUCGCAGGGUUACCCCCCAGCAGCAUGUCACCGUUACCCAUUUAUAACCCUGGGUAAGGAGAGACAAAGUGGAGUAAAGUUCCUUGUCUAAGGAAACAACGCAACAAGGAAACAACGCAACGGGUGAGGCUUGAACCCUGGACCUCCAGAUCUAAAUUCAAGGUGUUAACCUCUCAACCACACUCGCCUCUCACUGUUUUUUUCCUUUAUGUUACUGUAAAAUUAUACUGCUUUAGGCCUCAGCUCUAGUAGUACCUGUCGGUCUCUGGAGUCUUCCUUUUGCCUCUGAGUGAUAAAGAAAUGCGGGAAGUUUUAGUUGUCCUUUCUGUAGCCUGCAGUCCAGGUGUAUUCUAUGGCCCAGGGAGUGCUCAAUUAUUUCUUGCAGUUUCCAUCUUUGAUUUUGACAGCAGAUGAAAUUAAUUUGGGGAGAGUAGAAAGUGGGUUGAGAUAAUUUGAAAGGCCAAGUAAGCCCUGCCCCUUGCCAUAUCUCACGAGUGCACCACGUCAUGGGACAAAUUCUACUUCUUGUCACACUACCCCCCAGGGUUAUCAGAAAGUUUUGAAGUAGACGGUUGAGUUGUCAGAGUAAGCGACCAGUCCAGGGAUAUUUUAUUUAAAAAACGCUAUCCAUAAAGAAAUGCCAAGCAGAGUAGCUGGCAAAUACUAACCAAGUAGAUGGUGAUUUUUGCCAACCCUGCCCCCACUCCCACCCAGGGUUUUCAAUAGGAUUUUAAGUAGGUGCAAAAGCUUUGGAGUAGGUGGAGAAGAAAAAACCUUGCCACAAAGGCACGAGUUUCUGGAAAAAUUUUUUUGAAAUUUGGGCCUCUUAGAAUUGAAUUCCAGCAAAAAUUAGAGUGUUUGAACAGAACACAGACAUCAUUAAAUUUUCAAUUAAUUUUUUUUUAUUCAGUGACAGCACAUGCAUACUCUAUUUAAACUGGGGUAAUUUCCAAAGAAAAGUAGGCGGCGAGUUCACGUGAAAUUGUUGGUGAAUUUUGCCGGCCACUGGCCCUUAUUGAUAACCCUGCCCACCCUCCAAAAAAAGGCUAAACUGUAGGCUAGGUUUAUCUUUAAAAGCCUGAAUUGUACUUUUUCCAUUCCAGAGUCUUGUUAAAAGGCAUCAAGAUUUUGUGUUGCUUUAUAAUGCAGAGUGUGAUUCAAUUAAGCCA
Messenger RNA from Porites evermanni, 6449 nucleotides. The record is from the annotation of a GenBank genome assembly. NCBI's taxonomy places the organism in Eukaryota, Metazoa, Cnidaria, Anthozoa, Scleractinia, Poritidae.